UCUCUCUCUCUCCCCUCCUCUCUCUCUCUCCCUCUCUCUCGUCGCUUCAGCCGCGGAUCAACACCGUAAACGCACCGGAUCGCGGACCGUCACGUGUCUCCGGUGGACACCAGAGCAGCGCAAAGUUCCCGUCCUUAAUUCCUGAUGGGUAGAGCAGCAACGCUUUUCAACGGGCAGACCGGCUGAAGGGCAUCACCGGAGAGCGCUGAUCUUCACGGCACGCGGACGAUGCGCCAGUGCGGGGAUUUAACGCUGUUGCAAUGCGGCGGGGAGGAAUCUGAUGAGAGCAGGGAUCUGGGACAGUGAAUCCUCUGCCGCUGUGUCUGUUUUCGGGAUCCAGACCUCUGAGCACUGCGCGAUUCUUAUUAGACGAUCAUUCAAGCCCGCGACGAUGACCAGCGGCGCGCAUCAGGAGCAGCAUCAGGACCACAGCGUCUCCAAGAAAUCCAUCAUCGCCAGGAUGUUCCGAGUGCGCAAGCGGCGGGAGAUGCUGCUGGCGCAGGUGUGUUUGGUCUGCAGUGUCCUGCUCGUGGCGUGGGGCAUGUCCACCAUCCUGACCGGGACAGGUCAUGGUAUGAUCAUGGAGGAGUGGCACAUGGAGUCACAUGACCAGUGGGGGCGGAGACUGAUGUCAUCGACACCCGAAAACACCACAGAGGAGAAGAACUGCACUGAGCCUGCUAUCCAUGAGUUUCCAGAUGAUGUUUUCACCAAUGCUGAACGGAAGAGCGGAGCUGUACUGCUUCAUAUUAUAGCGGCUCUCUACAUGUUCCUGGCGCUGGCGAUCGUGUGCGACGACUACUUCGUGACGUCUCUGGAGAAAAUCUGUGAGAAGCUGAAUCUGAGCGAGGAUGUGGCUGGUGCAACGUUUAUGGCUGCGGGAAGCUCAGCGCCCGAACUCUUCGCUUCGGUUAUAGGUGUCUUCAUCACUCAUGGUGAUGUAGGAGUGGGAACUAUCGUGGGAUCUGCCGUCUUCAAUAUUCUCUGCAUCAUUGGUGUUUGUGGGAUCUUUGCUGGGCAGGUGGUCUUACUAACCUGGUGGGCUGUUUUCCGUGACUCUUUCUUCUACAUAUUGUCUGUAGUCGCCCUGAUUGUGUUCAUCUACGACGAAAAGAUUGUGUGGUGGGAGAGUCUGGUGUUGGUGGUCAUGUAUGCCUGUUACAUCCUCAUCAUGAAAUUUAAUUCAAGAUUGCAGAAGUUUUUCACAAGAAAGGGCAACAAGAAUGUUGCGAAUGGGAACGCAGCGGCUGGCAGUGAACUGGAGGACGUCAAGACCAGUAAGAUUUACAGUCGAGGUUCAGUGGUGAUGGUGGAUGAAAUCAUCAAUGCCAGUCCACCAAAUUACCGUUUCCCUGAAGCUGGUCUGCGUGUGAUGGUCACAAACCACUUCGGACCCAAGACUCGUCUGCGUAUGGCCAGUCGCCUCAUUAUAACAGAGCGCCAGAGGUUGGUCCAGUCCGCUAACGGUGUUGAGACGGCUGUGGUGGAUGGAAAACCAGACAUUGAGAAUGGAAAUGUACCAGAAGACAAAAGCACAGAGGAAAAGGAGAGUGAACUCACCACACCAUUCAGAUUACCAGAUGGCUGUAUGAACAGAACUAAAUGGCUGAUCUCUUGGCCGUUGUUGUUGAUCCUGUUUUUUACCAUCCCGAACUGUGCCAAGUCUCGCUGGGAGAAAUACUUCAUGCUCUCUUUUAUCCUCUCCACUGUUUGGAUCGCCGUCUUCUCAUACUUCAUGGUGUGGAUGGUGACAAUUAUUGGAUAUACGCUGGGCAUUCCUGAUGUCAUCAUGGGUAUCACGUUUUUGGCUGCAGGAACGAGUGUCCCGGACUGCAUCGCCAGUUUGAUCGUGGCUCGUCAAGGUCUGGGAGACAUGGCCGUGUCCAACACUAUCGGCAGUAACGUGUUUGACAUUCUGGUGGGUCUCGGUGUCCCAUGGGCUCUGCAGACCAUGGCCGUCAACUACGGAUCAGUGGUGAUGAUCAACAGUCGGGGUCUGCUGUAUUCGGUUGUGCUUCUUCUGGGCUCCGUCGCUCUCACCAUUCUGGGGAUUCACCUGAACCACUGGAAGCUGGACUUUAAGCUGGGUGUUUAUGUGCUGCUGCUGUACGCCGUCUUCCUCUGCUUCUCCAUCAUGAUCGAAUACAACGUCUUCACCUUCGUCAACUUACCCAUGUGUCGGGAAGACUAGGAACCAUGCCACAUCCCACAAUGCACCAUUCUGAUGCCACGAUCACCGCAAAAACUGGACGAAUGUGAGUCGUCAACAACACUAACGCUCGACUGAAAAUCCUCCAACGAGUCUCGCUUUUCACUGUGGAUGGAUUGGAUCUUCCUGAUAAGCUAAUUUUUUGCCACAUUUUCUCCUAGAAAGAGGAACUUCUCCUUGGCAGCUUUUCUCUCUUCCAGUUGAGGAUCUUUAAAAUCUCCAAAAAUGCAUUAUGGAAAAUGUGGAUUGCGCUAGGAGGGUAGAUCAACAUUCGCCUUUUUCUUCACGCCGUUUUCUUCACUGGUUCAAGUUCAUUUAUUUGUAAAGUGUUCGCUUGUUUCUCAGUUUUUUGGCCAUUGACCAGUGGAUGACAUUAACUGGUGGCUCCACCCACUAUAAUAUUUUAUCUUUUGUCCAAAUAUUUGCAUAUACAGAUCAGUGGAGGAAAUUGACUAGUGGUUCCACCCACUAUGAUAUUUAAUGGGUUCAAAUAUAUGCAUAUAUAGACCAGUUAAGUAAAAUUAACUAGUGGCUCCACCCACUAUGACCUCUCAUGGAUCCAAAUAUUUGCAUAUGUAGACCAGAUGGAGGAUUUUAACUGGGGGCUUCACCCACUUGAACAUCUUAUUGGUCCAUAUAUUUGCAUAUGUUGACCAGUAGAGGAAAUUAACAGUUGGCUCCACCCAUUAUAGCAUCUUAUUGGUCCAAAUAUGUGGAUAUGUAAACCAGCAAGGGAAAUUAACUAUUAGCUCCACCCACUGUAAUAUCUUAUUGGUCUAAAUAUUUGCAUAUGCAGACUAGUAGAGGAAAUUAACUGGUGGCUCCACCCACUAUGACCUCUCAUUGGUCCAAAUAUUUGCAUUUGCAGACCAGAUGGAGAAAAUUAACUGAGGGCUCCACCCACUUAACAUCUUAUUGGUCUACAUAGUUACAUAUGUAGACCAGUGAAGGAAAUUAACUGCUGGCUCCACCCGCUAUGACAUCUUAUUAGUCCAAAUAUUUGCAUAUGUAGACUAGUAGAGGAAAUUAAUUAUUGACUCCACCCACUAUGACCUCUCAAUUGUCCAAAUAUCUGCAUAUGUAAACCAACAGGUUAAAUUAACUAUUGGCUCCACCCACUGUAAAAUCUUAUUGGUCUAAAUAUUUGCAUAUGCAGACUAGUAGAGGAAAUUAACUAGUGGCUCCUCCCACUAUGACCUCGCAUUGGUCCAAUAUUUACAUAUGUAGACCAGUGGAGGAAAUUAACUGUUGGCUCCACCCACUAUGACAUCUUAUUGGUCCAAAUAUUUGCAUAUGUAGACCAGUGGAGGAAAUUAACUAUUGGCUCCACCCACUAUGACAUCUUAUUGGUCCAAAUAUUUCCAUAUAUAGACCAGUGGAGAAAAUAAACCAUUGGCUCCGCCCCUUAUGACAUUUAAUUGGUCCAAAUAAAUGCUUAUGUAGACCAGUGGAGGAAAUUAACGUGUGGCUCCACUCACUGUAACCUCUCAUUAGUCCAAAUAUUUGCAUAUGUAAACUAGUGGAGGGAAAUAACUGGUGGCCCCAUCCACUUUAACAUCUCAUUGGUCCAAAUAUUUGCAUAUGUAGACGAGUUGAGGAAAUUGACCAAUGGCUCAACCCUCUAUGAUAUUUAAUUGGUUCAAAUAUAUGGAUAUGUAGACCAGUUGAGGAAAUUGACCAAUGGCUUCACCCACUAUGAUAUGUAAUUGGUGCAAGUAUUUGCAUAUGUAGGCCAGUUGAGGGAACUGACCAAUGGCUCCACUCACUAUGAUAUUUUUAAUUGGUUCAAAUGUAGGCCGAUUGAGUAAAUGUAACUGGUAGCUCCACCCAUUAGACCUCUCAUUGAUCCAAAUAUGUGCAUAUGUAGAACAGUGGAAGGAAAUAGCCAUUAACUCCACCCACUAUAACAGCUCAUUGGUCCAAAUAUGUGCAUAUAAAGCGUUAAGAAUGCUAAUUGUUGCAGCAUGCAAAACAGUGUCAGUAAUAUAAUACUCAAUACAAGAUAAUUCUACCCUUAAUUAUUCUUAAGGGUAAAUCUGACUAAAUGUAUAGUCACACUACUAUGUUCAGUCUUUUUUUUCCUAAUCUAAACAUCAUUAAAACAAGAUAGAUUUACCUGAAAAAGAUAAAUAAGUAGCCAAUUAAUUAGAAAAUUAUCCUCUCCAUGUCUACAUAAGUUUAUGUGUAAAAAAAAAAAAAGAAGAUAUUUAUGCAAAUAAAAUCAAAGUAUUACACAUCAUGCACUUUUAUUGUAAUAUGAAUUAUGCUUAAAAAGGAAGAACAGCAUUUAGGAAUGGCCAAAUAAAUUAAAGCAUACUGUCAUGUUUACCAGUGAACAAACCACCAGAUGUCGCUGGUAAACAC
Danio rerio (zebrafish) is the source of this 4573-nucleotide messenger RNA. NCBI's taxonomy places the organism in Eukaryota, Metazoa, Chordata, Actinopteri, Cypriniformes, Danionidae. The record is from RefSeq and is a predicted model, not a curated record.